Molecule: messenger RNA, 1652 nt
Organism: Nymphaea colorata (pocket water lily)
Lineage: Eukaryota; Viridiplantae; Streptophyta; Magnoliopsida; Nymphaeales; Nymphaeaceae
Product: tubulin beta chain
Exons: 3
Coding region: 129-1469 (446 amino acids)
Biological process (GO): microtubule cytoskeleton organization; mitotic cell cycle
Cellular component (GO): cytoplasm; microtubule
Molecular function (GO): structural constituent of cytoskeleton; GTPase activity; GTP binding
Source: RefSeq, a predicted model, not a curated record
CUCCCGUUUUGCCAACCCUAACCAAUAAUAAAAUCCUUCUCGCCCCUCUCCUACUUCGCCCUUCCCUUCGACCCUCCAACGUCAUCCAUUUUUGCCGGCCGGACUCCUCGUUUCCCCAGCGAACAAAGAUGCGUGAGAUCCUUCACAUCCAGGGGGGUCAAUGCGGCAACCAGAUUGGGGCCAAGUUUUGGGAGGUGAUCUGCGAUGAGCACGGCAUCGACCACACCGGGAGGUAUAGCGGCGACUCCGAUCUGCAACUCGAAAGGAUCAAUGUGUACUACAACGAGGCGAGCGGUGGAAGGUACGUGCCGAGGGCCGUACUCAUGGAUCUCGAGCCGGGAACCAUGGACAGCGUCAGAUCUGGGCCUUUCGGUCAGAUCUUUCGCCCGGACAACUUUGUCUUUGGACAAUCGGGAGCGGGGAACAAUUGGGCCAAAGGACACUAUACAGAAGGGGCUGAACUCAUUGAUGCUGUCCUCGACGUUGUCAGGAAGGAGGCCGAGAACUGCGAUUGCCUGCAAGGAUUUCAAGUAUGCCAUUCUUUAGGUGGAGGCACUGGAUCUGGCAUGGGCACACUUUUAAUCUCUAAAAUCAGGGAAGAAUAUCCUGACCGUAUGAUGCUCACUUUCUCUGUCUUCCCCUCACCCAAGGUCUCAGACACAGUUGUGGAGCCAUACAAUGCAACUCUUUCAGUUCACCAGCUUGUAGAAAAUGCAGAUGAGUGCAUGGUUCUUGACAAUGAGGCUCUCUAUGACAUCUGCUUCCGGACAUUGAAGCUGGCUACACCCACUUUUGGAGAUCUUAACCACCUCAUCUCCGCAACCAUGAGUGGUGUGACCUGUUGCCUUCGUUUCCCUGGCCAGCUCAACUCUGACCUCCGGAAGCUUGCUGUGAACCUUAUACCCUUUCCACGCCUCCAUUUCUUCAUGGUCGGUUUUGCCCCACUCACGUCCCGUGGAUCCCAGCAGUAUCGUGCCCUCACUGUCCCUGAGCUCACCCAGCAGAUGUGGGAUGCCAAGAACAUGAUGUGUGCUGCAGACCCUCGUCAUGGCCGUUACCUUACUGCGUCAGCAAUGUUUAGAGGAAAAAUGAGCACCAAGGAAGUAGAUGAACAAAUGAUUAAUGUUCAGAAUAAAAAUUCAUCCUACUUUGUUGAGUGGAUUCCCAACAAUGUCAAGUCCAGUGUCUGUGACAUCCCACCAAAGGGUCUGAAAAUGGCAUCAACUUUCAUUGGCAACUCCACAUCAAUACAAGAGAUGUUCCGCCGUGUAAGUGAGCAAUUCACAGCUAUGUUCAGGAGGAAGGCUUUCUUGCACUGGUACACUGGUGAGGGCAUGGACGAAAUGGAGUUUACAGAGGCCGAAAGCAACAUGAAUGACCUGGUUUCAGAAUACCAACAGUACCAGGAUGCAACUGCAGACGAGGAGUACGAGGAGGAAGAGGAGCUGGAGGAGGAGCCAGCUGCCUGAGCCCAGCCUCUCAGUGUGUCAUACUUAAAUUGCGUCUCUCUAUCCAGUUGUCUAUCAACGAUAUGUCUGGUUGUUGUCUGUUUGUGUAGAUUUUGGAAUGUGGACUUGAGAACAGCGGUAUUCUGGUUUCAGGAUGCCGUGCUCAUUGGUGUUUAUGUGUUGAUUCCUUUUCUUUUUUCGUUU